Acanthosepion pharaonis is the source of this 765-nucleotide messenger RNA. The record is from the annotation of a GenBank genome assembly. NCBI's taxonomy places the organism in Eukaryota, Metazoa, Mollusca, Cephalopoda, Sepiida, Sepiidae.
AUGUCGAUAAUUUAUUUUUUUCGUGAGGAAAUGGCAGAUGCAGCCGAGCGGAAAGAGAAUAGGAGUAGUAGAAAGAGAAGCAAUGGCGCAAUCGGCGUGUGUCUGUCUCCCAUUUACUCGUUCAAUGAAUUGUUAUUUUUUUCCUUCUUCAUUUACUUUCACCGAUAUGUUAUACUUCUUUUUGUUUUUUUCUUCUUAUUUUGUUUAAGUUUCAUUCACAUUUUUGUUUUCUUUACUUUUGUUUUUUGCUUUUUUAUUCACACUAUUUCCGUUUUUUCUUCUUUCUUCUUUUUUCCUAUUUUCUUUCUGUUCUGUUCUCGCUUUCCUUUUCUUUUUUUUCUUUCUUUUUUCUUUCUUUCUUUCUUUCUUUCUUUCUUUUGCUCCUUUUUCGCAUUUUCGGAAAUUUCCUAUUCUCUUUCUGUAGAUGUGUAUUUAUUUAUCUAUUUAGUUUUAUUUAACCAACUUUAUUUCUUUCUAAUUCUUUUUUCUUUUCUUCCUGUUUUUUUUUUCUUUCUUCCUCUUUUCUUUUACUUCUGUUUAUUCUUUCGUCCUUCCCGCCUUUCUCUCAUUAUAAUCAUUUUACUUUUGCAAUAUUUUUCCGUCCUUCUUUCCUUUUGCAUUUAUUUUUCUUUCUUUCUUUCUUUCUUUCUUUCUUUCUUUCUUUCUUUCUUUCUUUCAAACUUUUUUCUUCCCAAUAAUAUCUGCCUUCUUUCUCCUUUCUUUAUUUUUUCUUUCUUUUUUUCAAUCAUUUCUCUUUUUUUUUAG